Molecule: messenger RNA, 576 nt
Organism: Phalaenopsis equestris
Lineage: Eukaryota; Viridiplantae; Streptophyta; Magnoliopsida; Asparagales; Orchidaceae
Product: TITAN-like protein
Exons: 3
Source: RefSeq, a predicted model, not a curated record
UACUUCCCUGCGCACGGUCGCGCUCUCGCCGACGCCCUAUCCCGUUUUCAGAAUAAGCUUGAUGAACUACAAUUUUUCGUCCGAAACCCCAGCUUUCUACGACCCGAGCACGCCGCCUUAAAUCGCAUCUGGUGCCUCUUUUGCGCGGUCGAUAUCAGCGAGAUUGGCGGCCAAUUCGUCUGCGGCAAUGCUAUCCGUCAUUUGGCGAGCGAGGAACACUUUGGGAAUCUAAAGAGGUUUCUUUGGAAGCAUGGAAAAGGGAUUGAGCGGAUCGAUUUAUUUAGACUUUCUAAGGCAGAUCUUCUGAAGUGGGAGAAGGGAUGCGAGGCAUUGACGAAUAUUGCUUGCAGUUCAAGCGAAGGACCAAUAGGACCAGUUCUGGAGCUGUCUAAAGAUAUCCAAUUCCAGCAUGAGCAUAACUCUAAUAAAAUGGAUACUUUUGAUAAUCAUUCUAUUAGUUCUUUUAGUUCAAAUGUUUCUCAUCCUGUUUUGCCUUUACAAAGAUUUACAAAUGAGAAUUAUUGGGUAUGCCAACCAGAUGGUAAUGGCUCUGCAACUGCUGCCCAUGCUGCUCAU